CGUCCCAUCACGUGAAUGCGGGGCCGCACAUUUAAUUACGCAACGAUACGUCCGUUGAGGGAAUGUGACGUGUUAUUGCCCAACUGUGUGCACCGAUAUGGGAGCGAGAGAAGAAGAAGAAGAAAAAGUGGGUGUACACACACACACACACACACUAGUUGUGCCGUGUGGCUCAGUUCAGACGAGCUCACUCAUCGUUGGAUUCCACCAAUCUGAGGACGGCGCGAGCGGCAGCCUGGUCGUCAGUGAUGAGCGGACGCGUUUGCGCAAAGGCUGCGGACUUCCCGCUGCCCGAAGUCAGAGAGCACAGAGAGCAUCGCCCCCUCGGUGGAGAGAGUCAGUGGAUUUAAGCUCGCCUGGAUGGACGUGCAUCUACACUCUGGUACCGCAGACUGGACUUCGGUGUUGAUGAGAAGCAGCCGACUUUACGCACUGUGCCGCCGCUGGGUUUCUCCUUCUUCUUCUCCUCCUCCUCCUCUCCUUGGUAUUAUACAAUGCCAGGAUUCGGUCCAUCAUAUUCUGUCCAGUUGGAGCCGGGCUGCUCAUUCGGAAGGGCGCCAGACCUCCAGCCGCUCAAAUCUGCAAGUUCAGUCCAAUAAAUGGUGAUAUUGUCUGUCAAACCCUUGGAAUAACAAAUCGAUAAAAAAAAAAAAACGGGACGCGAUAUUCUUCCGGAAUUUCUAACGAUCCAUUUCCCCCUCCAUUCUUCUUCAAUAUGCGAUUUUGGUUGGAUCGCGUUGUUUUUUUUGGUUCUAGCUUCACGCUUCUUCUUUUCUCUCUCCUUUCAGCUGGUAGUGACUGAUUAUUGCCGUUGAUUUAUUUUGUUUGUUCCAUGCAAGACUCGGGGUGGAAACAUGUCUGGCCACUUCUUUGAGAGGGACCACUGCUAUCAGAGAUGGCAUUUUGGUCCGGCACUUCGCUUUUCACCUCUAAAGUGCCCCGGAAAAUCGUAUUCAUGUUCACCCUCUCCCUCUCCGUCACCUACUUGUUCUACAGCUUGAUGAGCUGCUACAACUCGCUGCAGUUCCCGCUGCAAGAGAACUACGCGUACCAAGGAAGACCCGUGACGGAGGAGACAACUUUGGUGACAUUGAGGGAGAAACUUUACUCCGCUUCCACCGGGGGAGCGGAGGGACCCGGCGCGGCUUCUUCUUCUCCUCCUCCUCUUUCUUCUUCUUCCGCCGUGAAGGAUCAUGCUGAGGCCGAGCAGAGGACCGUGGAGUGGAUCAGGGCUCCCACGGCGUCUCCGACGAAACCCGCCGCGGCGGCGCGUCACAGCAGCGCGCCGGAGAAGGAGCGCCGCGACUUCAGCACCACGGACCGCGACCUCCGGGUGAACUGCACCAUGGAUUACGGAGAGAAGAAGCUCCCCCAGGCCAUCAUCAUCGGGGUGAAGAAGGGGGGCACGAGAGCCCUGCUGGAGGCGCUCAGGGUGCACCCGGACGUCAGAGCCGUGGGCAACGAGCCACAUUUCUUUGACAGGAACUACGAGAAGGGGUUCGACUGGUACCGGGACCUGAUGCCUUCUACGCUGGAGGGCCAGAUCACCAUGGAGAAGACGCCCAGCUACUUUGUGACCAACCACGCCCCGAAGCGCAUCCACUCCAUGGCGAGGGACAUCAAGCUGAUCAUCGUGGUGCGCAACCCCGUCACUCGAGCCAUUUCGGACUACACGCAGACUUUAUCCAAGAAGCCCGAGAUCCCCACCUUCGAGGUUCUGGCUUUCAAGAACCGGACGCUGGGUCUCAUCGACGCCUCGUGGAGCGCGCUGCGCAUCGGGAUCUACGCGCUCCACCUGGAGAGCUGGAUGCAGUACUUCCCUCUCUCCCAGAUGCACUUUGUCAGCGGGGAGAGGCUCAUCGUGGAUCCGGCGGGCGAAAUGGGCAAAGUGCAGGACUUCUUGGGGCUCAAGCGGAUCGUCACGGACAAACACUUCUACUUCAAUAAGACGAAAGGAUUCCCGUGUCUGAAGAAGCCCGAGGACAGCAGCACACCCCGGUGCCUCGGCAAGUCCAAAGGGAGAACUCACCCCAAAAUCGACCCGGACGUGAUUCGCCGGCUGCACAAGUUCUACAAACCCUUUAACAUGAUGUUCUACCAAAUGACCGGACAGAACUUUGAAUGGGAGCUGGGGGAGGACAGUGGACCCCGUGGCUCUCAGGACUAGCGGACUAGCGGCCACACCACCAGCCUUUCUUCAAAUAAUGAAGACAAAAAUAAACUCCUGUCGCCUCGCUUCGUCUUCAGAGGGAGCGCUUCGAUCCCGCCAAUCAAUCACGGCCGUCUUUGCAGUGUCUGUGUCCAUUAAGCCACAGUUUUUUGCCGACAUGCUUUUUUUUCUCUCUCUCUCGCCCUUCAAUACCAAUGUCGUUGACGGUAAAAUCAUCCUUGUAAAUUAUGAAACAUAAAAUAUAUUUAUAUUUGUGUAGAAAAAAAAGAAAGGGAGAUGAUUUAUUCCCUUUUUUGGGGGGGUUUUGUUUUUAAAGCAUAGAGAUGAUGAUAUAAAAAAAAAACCUGUUGACUAUGGCAAUGCAUGCGAUAAGUUAAGUGUCCUUACCUCAUGAGCCCUACGGCUAAACUCUUGUCUGUUUCCUACCCCCCUUGCUCCCUCACGCCCCCUCACCAGCGUUACGAAAGGAUGUUCUAUUGCGAUAACCUGUUCUGUUUUCACGUCUCCUCACGCUGUCCUGCUGCUUUAGAAGAGGAGAACAAUAAUCCUCUGUGUGUGUGCUCAUCUUUUCAAAAUGGAGACAAUCCUGUGUUUUGGUUUUUAUUAAGUUUACCAAAGUGUUCGUUUACUGCGUGUCAGUGCGGUCUCAUUAAUUGCGCACAUAUUCAACGAGAGAGCUGCAGCUCAGUGGCCGUCGCUCAAUAAUUGGAUUGUUUCACUGCACAGUUGAACAUUAGCAUACUGAUGGCCGUGCACUCGCCACGCGGCGCAGUAUCACUGAUUUUGGCAUCAUUUGACCAAUAAAUCCAUGUACUACAAAUAUCAAAGGGUUAGCUGCGCGGAUCAAACUAUUCUGCAUCUGGACAAAAAAUGAUUUACGGUCGCCUCCCCCCCCUGAAAAUAUCAACGCCCCCCCGCCCCCCGCUCGACUGUUUGCCUGGAGAAUCUCCUCUUUGUCGCAGUAACGCGUGUCAAAGGGGCGCCGAGCGGGAGGUUCGUUAGCAAACAUCUGCCGCCACGCGCUCUCCUGUCGGUGGAGAUUAAUGGCGUGUUAAAUAAACCGCUGGCUGCUGGAACAAAGUCAACGUCGGAGGGAAAAAAAGAAAAGCUACAUACAUGCCCAGGUAAAUUGCCAAGCCAUUACUGUAUGUACUUAACUUGAACGGUGAACAGUGGGACUAAUUGGACAGAUGCUUGUCAAAAAAAAAAAAUUUUUAAUUUUUUUGUUGCUGUGCAAGACUCCUUUUUACUCAUGCAAUGAAAUAUCACUGUUACCCGUCAGAUGUCCUCAUUCUUAUUUUUUUCUUUUUUUCUGUCUAUUGUCUCUGGACUUUUCAUCAAAUGAGACAAUCAAUCCAGCCGAUGAGUCAAUAAACAGUCUGCUACACAUUACUGGU
Pseudoliparis swirei is the source of this 3567-nucleotide messenger RNA. RefSeq names its product heparan sulfate (glucosamine) 3-O-sulfotransferase 4 (gene hs3st4). Gene Ontology annotation, molecular function: [heparan sulfate]-glucosamine 3-sulfotransferase activity. The record is from RefSeq and is a predicted model, not a curated record. The transcript has 2 exons. The coding region runs from base 896 to 2167 and encodes 423 amino acids. Lineage: Eukaryota; Metazoa; Chordata; Actinopteri; Perciformes; Liparidae.